Molecule: messenger RNA, 625 nt
Organism: Clunio marinus
Lineage: Eukaryota; Metazoa; Arthropoda; Insecta; Diptera; Chironomidae
Source: the annotation of a GenBank genome assembly
GUUGCAGUUGGUUUUGAAGUUCACAUAGGCUGUGUCAGUGUGUCCCAAUUAUUUUCACAACAGCAACUCUUUAAAAGUUGAAAACGAUUUAAAAGAAAGAAAACUUGAAAUGAAGUCUUUGAUUUUAUUGAUAAAUACUUUUGUCGCUGUGACAUUAACUUUUGCUCAGAAGCAAACUAUUGAUGACAACAAAUAUAGAAAUAUUCCAAUCAUUGCUUUAGAAAAUAAAAUCGAGCAUGAUGGAUCUUUCAGAUAUUCAUUUGAAAAUGGCGAUGGAACCAGAGCUGAACAGAAUGGCGAAUUAAAAUAUGUUGAUAAUGAAAAUGCCGGUGAAGCUGUUCAAGGUGGAUAUUCUUAUCAGGGUGAUGAUGGCAAAGUGUAUUCACUAACUUACACAGCUGAUGAGAAUGGAUACAGACCUGUGGGAGAUUUCUUACCCACCCCACCUCCAAUACCUCCUGCAAUUGCUAGAGCCGUUGAAUACUUGAAAAGCUUGCCGCCACCAAAACAGUAAAGCAGCAGUAAAGUCAUUGAAGAUUUUGUAAAGUUCGAGAAAAAUGUUGCUAGAAAGAGUUGUAAGCUGAUCAUUUUAAAUGUGAAUAAACUUCUCAGAUGAAACAGAAAA